UGUAUUAAUGCAUCGAGUGCGUACAAAGUACAAUUUGUACAAGCAUCACCAGACGGCCGUCGCGGAUUACGUCACAGCCAGAAUCCACCAUUUCUCCUCUGCAAAUUCAAUCAAUAACAAAGCAGCAGUUUCGGUUUUUGACAAUUCCAGCCUCCUCAGCCGCCUCUUACUGUAAAUUCAGGUGCUUUUUUAUUUCUUUUUCUUUUUUUCUGUUCAGCUGAGCUGCUUAUAGAUUCAGAGUACUGGUUUGUGUAGAGAAUUUUAGAUGUUGGGUUUUGAAGUUUGACUGGAUUUUUGUACAAGUUUCUGGGUUUUGUGAAUUGGGUUUCAAGCAAUUCGUGAAAGUUCGGAACUUUUGGUGGUUUUAGGUGUUCGGAUUGGUUUUGGAGGUACUUUUUCAGCUGGGUUUUCUGUGGAGCUUCUGAAUGUUGGGGUUUUGAGUUGACUGGAUUUUCAUAUGAGUUUGUGGUUUUGUGAAUUGGGUUUCAAGUAAUUUAGUAAAAGAUUGGAAUUUUGGUGCUUUGAGGUGUUGGGAUUGGUUUUUGGGAUACUUUUACCAGCUGGGUUUUAGAUAGUUUUCCUAUUUCCAGUUGUGAAUUGGCUAUUGAAGGCUUCGGUUGAAUUCGUGGGCACGUCAAGAAAUCGAAUUCUCUAGUGGGGAACUAUGUGAAGAUAUGUAACUCAAUUUUCAUCCGUUUCGUUUGAUGAGGAUUUCAACCACUGUGUAACGAAUCGAGGUUCGAAUUGCUCAUUUCAGUGGCUGUUACAUAAGAAUCUUGCUGGUUUGGAGCAAUUUGAGGUCCUAAUUAUCGGUAACAGUACUGGCAGAAACGAAAAUUGUCAGUAACUUUGAUCAGCUCCUUUCUUGUUUUUGGGAUUCUCUCAUCUGUCAAUCUGGUGACCUGAGUUUUGUAUAGGCUUUGGUUGAAUUCGAAGGUGAUGGCCAGACACUAAAUUAGUGGGCUUUGGAAUUUCUAUAUAGGUUGAACUACAUAAGGUCUGUGUUUUUCGCAUACUCUGAUCUUUGGGCCUUUCUUCGCAACAACUUGACGAAGAAUAGAAUAAAGUGAGAUGUUCCAUCAUUCUGUCAGUCCCAAAACGGGAGUUGAACAGAUUAUCCCCUUAAGAAUGGCCAUCGCAGUGGUAAGUCUAUUGCUGUUUGUGCAGUUGCCAGCAAUCUUUGCCUCUGAGUGUGUUAUACAGUCAAGGGGUUGUAGCGAUCACAUUGCCUAUUCAAGUUCUCAUGGUCACAAAUUGUUUUACAUAAAUGGGAAUUCAGUGGAAAAAACUUUAUUCUGCACGGCUCUUUGGACAUACUAUGCAAAUGGUUGCAUUUUGGAAGGCGACCUUGGCAUUUACCAUUGUGCAUUGGACCUUUCACGUGUUGAUUUUCCCUUGAGGACGGUGAGGAAACUUUUGCAGAAGGAGUCAAAGGAUAAAUCUACUUUUGACAACAAAGAAAAGAAAGAUUUUGCAUCUCUGUCUGCAACGACAAAAGUCGGAAUAGCAGCAAGUGGAAUGUUUCUUGCGUGUUGUGUUUUUCUUUGUCCUUGCUUCUUCAAAAAAAGGAGAGAAAGUGCUCACAAAGUUAUUGCAAAGGAGCCAAAUUCAAUGGAUUCAGUUUCUUCUCUUGAAGUGAGUUCUGGUCCUGAAAAGAUCCCAGCCAGUCUGCAUCGUGCGCCACCAAGUCCACAUCGUGUGCCACCAAGUCCACAUCGUGUGCCACCUAGUCCUCGAUUUUCAAUGUCUCCAAAACUUAGUAGACUUGGAUCAGUGCAUCUCAGUUUGAAUCAGAUUGCAAAAGCAACUCGCAACUUCUCUCAAUCACAAGAAGUUGGUGAAGGAGGUUUUGGAACUGUAUACAAAGCCCGGCUAGAUGAUGGCCAAGUGGUUUCCAUUAAACGAGCAAAGAAGGAAUACUUUGAGAAUUUACAAACUGAAUUCGGCAGUGAAGUUGAACUGCUUGCCAAAAUUGAUCAUCGAAAUCUGGUAAAGCUACUAGGUUAUGUUGAAGAAGGAAAUGAGCGCCUUAUCAUUACAGAGUAUGUGGCAAACGGUACUCUUAGAGAACAUCUGGAUUGUCAGCAUGGGAAAAUCCUAGAGUUCAACCAGCGACUUGAAAUUGCUAUCGAUGUUGCUCACGCCCUUACCUAUCUUCAUUUAUAUGCUGAAAAGCAAAUCAUCCAUCGAGACGUGAAGUCCUCCAACAUUCUUCUGACAGAAAGCAUGAGAGCCAAAGUGGCAGAUUUUGGAUUUGCAAGGCUUGGCCCAAUGGACGCAGAUCGAACACACAUUUCAACCAAAGUGAAAGGAACUGUCGGUUAUCUUGACCCUGAGUACAUGAAAACCUAUCAACUCACCCCAAAAAGUGAUGUUUACUCGUUUGGGAUCUUACUAAUAGAAAUUUUGACUGGCCGUCGUCCAGUGGAGUUGAAGAGAUCUGUUGAAGAGCGGGUGACCCUCAGAUGGGCCUUCAAGAAGUUGAAUGAAGGGCGCGUGGUGGAAAUAGUUGAUCCUUUGAUGGAGGAAAAUAUAGAUGCAGAGGUUCUGAUGAAAAUCAUCGAUUUGGCUAUCCAAUGUGCAGCCCCCGUCCGAGUUGAUCGGCCAGAGAUGAAAUGGGUGGGAGAGCAGUUGUGGACAAUAAGGGCAGACUACCUCAGAAGUGUCAAGAGAGGGCAGUAGAGAAAUCUCUCUCCAUUCUUAUUCCCUCACUGUUGUUUUCAACUUACCAUGUAAAAUUUGAUUUGGUCAGACUCACAGACACAAGUUUGCUUUUCGUUUUGGCCUUUUUCUCGACAUCUUUUUCGCCUUGAACAUACUUUGGAUGUGUAAUUCUUUGAUUACCAAAUCUAGCGUCUCUUUAUAACAAUCGAAGCAAGUUCCGACA
Messenger RNA from Pyrus x bretschneideri (Chinese white pear), 2887 nucleotides. RefSeq names its product calmodulin-binding receptor-like cytoplasmic kinase 3. The record is from RefSeq and is a predicted model, not a curated record. Bases 1072 to 2682 code for a protein of 536 amino acids. Gene Ontology annotation, molecular function: ATP binding; protein kinase activity. The transcript is spliced from 7 exons. Gene Ontology annotation, biological process: protein phosphorylation. NCBI's taxonomy places the organism in Eukaryota, Viridiplantae, Streptophyta, Magnoliopsida, Rosales, Rosaceae.